This is a messenger RNA of Chanos chanos (milkfish), 378 nucleotides long. RefSeq names its product lymphocyte antigen 86 (gene ly86). The record is from RefSeq and is a predicted model, not a curated record. The transcript is spliced from 5 exons. Gene Ontology annotation, biological process: innate immune response; positive regulation of lipopolysaccharide-mediated signaling pathway. Bases 1 to 378 code for a protein of 125 amino acids. NCBI's taxonomy places the organism in Eukaryota, Metazoa, Chordata, Actinopteri, Gonorynchiformes, Chanidae.
AUGGAAGCGUACUACAGAAGCUGUGAUCCUUUGCAAGACAUAAGUUUCACUGCUUCUCCCUGUCUUAAUAUUCGGGAUGAGAAUAUCAACUUAAAAUUGUCCCUGAUGCUGCGCCAGUCCAUUGACGAGCUGUAUGCAUCUAUUGACUUCUUUCUGAACCAACAGCCCAAUCCAGUGGCUCACAUCGAUGAAUCACUGUGCUUGCCUGACUUUCCUGGCUUUAGCUUCUGUGGCAGGAAGAAAGGAGAGGUGGUCACUAUUGAGAGAUCUGUGAGGAUAUCAAAAGUAGCCACGGGUCGGAUUGAUAUUCACAUCGUUAUGUUCAAUCAAAACGGCUUCCAGAUUCUCUGUACUAAUGCUACAGUUAUUCUGAAGUAG